AUGCCAAGAAAGGCCAAAGAUGUAGCAGGAGCUCUCGGAGUCCUCUCCUUUCGUAGCACCGACGUGUUCAAUGACUUUGGCGAGCAAGGGUGGGCAGCGUAUGCUGUCGCACUUGCGCCCCUCUCCGACCCGGUGGGUUGGAACGCGUGGCUGCCGCCUCGGCCGCAGUUCUUGGGGGCCGCUGUCAGCACCGGCAAGGACGGCACCGGCAUUGGCACCACCACCUUCAUCGGCCGUCAAGAUCAAGACAGCCGCCGCCUGCUUCUCCACACACCCGCCAGCAAGAUCCGAGCCCAAGAUGGCGGCGAUAGUCUUCCCAAGAAGAUGCUCGAGUCCGCCGCGACGUCGUUCGCCUCCAUUCUCGUCCUUGCUGUCGGCUUCGCAGUGGCAGGCUAUGCUUACCACAAGACGUACAAGCGCAUUGUCCUGAAGAAGAUGACCCGCGCCUUCACGCCUGGUGACCCCGUUCUUGAGCUGGCCGCUAUUGGGAAGGAAGUGCCGCAAACCUCCGCCGAGGCCGAUGAUCGGUGGGUGCAGCGGCCAGAGCAGGCACGCGUCGAUAGAAUUAUCGACGGGUCAGAGGCUGGGCACUACUUUUUGCUCAUGGGCGAGAAGGGGACUGGCAAGAGCAGCAUGCUGAUCGAGGCCAUGCGUAAAAUCGACGGCGAAGGCGUGGCCAUGUUUGAGGCCCACGCAGACUUGGAAAUUGUGCGCAUACGCCUCGGCAAGGCCCUCGACUUUGAGUUCCAUGAGGAUUACAUUGGCGGUUACUUCAGCGAACGCGGUCCUCGCGACACAACGGCUCUGUUGGAUAUCGAACGUGCCCUUAACAAGCUUGAAAAAGUUGCUCUAGUCAAUCGUGAAACGCGAAAGAAGCCCCUGGUUGUCAUCAUCAACCAGAUGCACCUGAUCCGCGACGAUGACGAUGGCAAGGACUUGAUCGAACUUCUUCAACAACGUGCCGAACAGUGGGCGGCGUCCAACCUCGUGACCAUGGUCUUCAACACGGAUGACUACUGGGUAUACGAGCGAUUCAAGCAACUGGCUACGCGUAUGGAGAUUAUGUCGGUGCGCGACCUGCCCAAACGCCAAGCCAUCGCAGCUCUCGCAAAGUACCGCAUGAAAUACUUCAACGAGAAAUUGAGCCCAACGAGACUUGAGGAGGUAUAUGACCUCGUGGGCGGCCGACUCUCGUUCUUGAACCGCGUUGCCAAAAGCAGAGAUAUGAUUGCUACGUGCAAAUCCAUCUGUGAGGUCGAGAAAACAUGGUUCCUCAACCAGUGCUGGAUUCUCGGCGCCGAGAUGGACGACGAUGUGAUGGACCAGCAGAAGUGGGCUGCCGGCGCUAUGGUUCUCGCUCAAGCCCUCGUAGAUGAGGAAGAAGACAUGGAGCUGUACGACGACGAAAAGGGUCACGUACUGCCCAGGUUCCCGAUGCACAAGGCGCAGCAAAUCAUGACGCGUGCCGACUUCAUACGUGACAUGGACCGGCUCAACCUGUUUAGUAUCGCCGCCAAUGCUGAGGUCCGCGCCUCAUCUGUACCGAUGCACCGCGCGUUCCAAGAGAUCUGCGCCGAGAAGGGCUUCCGGGAUCAUCUGGAGGCUACGAUCCAGCGUAUCGGUGACAUUGAGUCCCUUGGCCGCACGCGCGAGCUUGUCGCCAAGGACCUUGUCCUCGGUGGCAAGUACCAGAUUGCUCGUGACGGCAAAAACGGUGUUACCGUCAAGCUUGUUGAGGGUGAAGAUUGA
Messenger RNA from Colletotrichum tamarilloi, 1749 nucleotides. RefSeq lists its product as uncharacterized. The transcript is spliced from 4 exons. NCBI's taxonomy places the organism in Eukaryota, Fungi, Ascomycota, Sordariomycetes, Glomerellales, Glomerellaceae. The record is from RefSeq and is a predicted model, not a curated record. Bases 1 to 1749 code for a protein of 582 amino acids.